Messenger RNA from Pistacia vera, 1222 nucleotides. RefSeq lists its product as uncharacterized. The transcript is spliced from 2 exons. NCBI's taxonomy places the organism in Eukaryota, Viridiplantae, Streptophyta, Magnoliopsida, Sapindales, Anacardiaceae. Bases 26 to 727 code for a protein of 233 amino acids. The record is from RefSeq and is a predicted model, not a curated record.
UGUUUUAAACACUCCAAAAUUAACCAUGGCAGAUACCAAAGUAAAGUUGAAGCUUCUUGUUGACAAAGAAGCUAAAAUAGUCCUAUUUGCUGAAGCAGGCAAAGAGUUUGCAGAUUUUCUCUUCUACCUACUUUCUUUGCCUGCUGGCACUAUUGUCAGGCUCUUAGAAAAGAAAAACAUGGUGGGUUGUUUAGGUAAUCUUUAUGAGAGUAUUGAACAUCUCAACGAAACAUAUAUUCAGCCAACCCAAAACAAGAGCUCUCUUCUGAAUCCCAAAUCUCCAGUCUAUUAUACUGAUAUGCCCCUCUUGUUAUCUGAUCACGAAUUGAAAACUCGAUAUGUUUACAUGUGUCCAUACCACAAUUCAUAUGUGGCUGAAAUUCCAAACCUGGUUUGUCCGCAGUGCGAGAGGAAAAUGACCAAUGAGGUUCCUUAUGUAAACGCUAGUAGUAAUCCAACGGGCAAAAGCACCACCGUCGUGGCUGAGAGAGGGUUCGUUAAAGCGGUGGUGACAUAUAUGAUAAUGGAUAACUUGGAGUUGAAGCCAAUGUCUACUAUUUCUAGCAUCACCAUGCUAAACAGGUUUCAUGUUAAGGAUGUGCGUUCACUUGAAGAGAAGGUUGUUGAUUUCGGCGUUGAAGAGGGUCUGAAGCUGCUGAAGGCAUCUUUGGAAUGCAAGAAUGUAUUAACAAGUAUUUUCCUUGGAAAUAAUGGGCCACAAGAAUGAAGCUGUACCUGAAUUUCAUUAUCAGCUGCUGGGACUUUAAACUUAUCUUCUGGACACGUUAAUUCGUUUUGUCUUUUCAAGCUUUUCAGAUAUUAAUUAAGCAAUAAGAUUAGUGUGUUUAAUUUAGCAUGGAAUUUUUUCUAUAAUAUAAUUAAAUUUCACAGCUCUGUUGGUGAGUUGCUUCUCUUCCGCAGAGGUGAGCACAGCCUCAAUCUUCUCCAACUUCCUUUCCCACGUCUUCAGCUUCGAACGUACCCCUCCGUCAAAUGCAAAGUUGUACAAGUCCGUGGAAGCAAGCUUUUCAAACAACACAGGAAGGGUUGUAGAGAGCAAAAGUUCGGCCAUGGUUUUGGUUAUCAAAAGAAGAGAACAAUAGAUGAGUAUGAAAGCAAAGCAAAACAAGCAAGAAAGUCGUUUAGUUUUUGUGGAAGAAUUAAUGCUGAAGUUUGGAGUCGAGAUACAAUAUUUUACUAUUUUUGAUUAAAUAAAGGAUAU